This is a messenger RNA of Pogona vitticeps (central bearded dragon), 2176 nucleotides long. The record is from RefSeq and is a predicted model, not a curated record. Lineage: Eukaryota; Metazoa; Chordata; Lepidosauria; Squamata; Agamidae.
UGGCUCGGGGGGAGAGGCGCCCCGAGGAACGCCCCAGAAGCUGAAACGCCAUCAGUCUCACAGGGCCGGAUGUUGUGUCGACGGACAACACAAAACACACAAGGGCGAAAGGAGGGCCUGGCUGGAGCCCCUCGAGAACAAAACACGCUGAGGGGGAAAAAACCCCACAACCUUCGCUCCCAAGCGGCGUAAGAGGGCGGAGUCGUUCCGCUUCCCACAAACAGAACUUGUGGGGGAUAUGACCAGUAAAAUGGUGCCAAAUGACUAGGAUGGAAGCUUAAUAAAACAGUUCCCAUUUUACAAAAUCCUGAUAGCAAGAGGAAACCUUCCCUGCUGUGGAAGCUGCCUCUUCUUCUGCUGCCCCAAUAAAACAGAGACAACAAGUUCUUCACCACAGCACAAGUGGACAAUAUGGUAGAUUACUAUGAAGCGCUGGGAGUGCCCCGCAAUGCCUCACCAGAUGACAUCAAGAAGGCGUACAGGAAGAAAGCCCUGCAAUGGCACCCGGACAAAAACCCAGACAACAAGGAAUUUGCUGAACAGAAGUUCAAGGAAAUAGCAGAGGCCUAUGAAGUGCUCUCGGACAAGGGCAAGCGUGAAGUCUAUGACCGAUAUGGCAAAGAAGGUCUCAUGGGUGCAGGUGGGCCCAGUGAAUCCAGGCCUCACGCAGGGCCUGAGUUCACCUUCACUUUCCGCAGCGCCCAUGACGUUUUCCGGGAGUUUUUUGGAGGGCGAGAUCCUUUUGCUGAUUUCUUUGAUGACCCUUUCUCUGACUUGCAUGGGCCUGGCCCCCGACAUCCCGGAGCUGGACCGUUCUUCUCACCAUUUCAAGCAUCCCCUGAGUUCUUUUCCCCCACGCUUGGUCCAGGUGUCAGUGGAGGAAUGGGAUUCAGAUCUGUCUCCACUUCCACCAGGUUCAUCAACGGCAAACGCAUCACAACCAAGAGGAUCAUUGAAAACGGGCAAGAGAGAGUGGAGAUGGAAGAGAAUGGGGAGCUGAAAUCUAUCCAGAUUAAUGGUGUUCCAGACGACUUGGCGCUCGCCUUGGAGCUGAGCCGGCGGGAGCAGCAGCAGCAGCAGGCCCUGCAAAACCGUAGGGUGUCGUCUUCUCCCCCGGCCACGCCACCUCAGCGGCCUCCCCCGAAGCGCCCAUCCCCCAGCUUGUCUCCACUGACCUUGUACACGGACAGCGACGAGGACGACGAGGACUUGCAGCUGGCGAUGGCCUACAGCCUGUCUGAGAUGGAGGCCAAGGGCCAGCACAGAGCAGGUGUGUUCUGAGUCUGGAAGAGCCAUGGGGAUGGCCUCUCUAGCAUUCGUGCUCACAGAAGGCUACUCAAGCCUGGACUUCGCUUUCUGUCCUCCCUACCUGAGCUCUCUGCCAGGGAGCCAGGCAGGGGCCGAGUGUGUGACUUCCUCCCCAUUAGUUCCUCUCUGCUGCGUGUCAUGUAGUAUUCACUCGCUUGGGAGGGUCAGGCCUGGUGCAGCCUGGUUGAUGUGCAAGUAGCUGUGUCAAUGCUCCUGAACUAAUUGCUCUGAGGAGGGGUAUUCCCUGGCCCCAGGAAGCCUCCUCCUCCUCCUGAUGGUGGUCCCCUACUUCACCAGUGCCCUACUUGCCUUGCACGAGAGGAUCCUCCAUAAGGAGUGAGAUGAACUUUGCUGAGAGGAUGGAUGACAUCAGACUACUCAGGGUGGCAGGAAUGUUGUUAUGGGUGGGGGAGCAAGGAGGCCUUCCUGGAAGGGACCCCUUGGCCAUAAAGCACAAUGCUUUUUGUGUUUCUGUAGUAGUCCUGUGGUGGGAUUGGGGACAGAGAAGGAGAGCCUUCAGGUUGAGGCGUAGGGCAUCCCUUUCCCACACAGUGAAGGCCACAUGCUCAAGAGCCAAGGGUUAGAAACCAGAUUCUCCCUUCAGAGCAAUAGGGACUCUUCCAGACCAGGCCUCCCAGAGAAAGAGAGAGAGCACAAUAGCAUCAGCAACGAAAGAGGAGGCUACAACUGCCUGUUCCCCCAUCCUGCUGGAAACGCUCUCCCUGAAUUCACAGGGCAACAAUGAACACAAACCUGCUCAACAUGUAUGUAAUUUGAGGAAAGGGCAAAUGAUCUCUUUAGAAACUUAAAACUGUUGGCCUGAUGUAUAGAAUGGAAGACAUUUAUCAAUAAACCUCUUUGCAGUUAA